This is a messenger RNA of Aspergillus melleus, 1387 nucleotides long. RefSeq lists its product as uncharacterized. The transcript has 7 exons. Bases 338 to 1387 code for a protein of 349 amino acids. Gene Ontology annotation, molecular function: metallopeptidase activity. The record is from RefSeq and is a predicted model, not a curated record. NCBI's taxonomy places the organism in Eukaryota, Fungi, Ascomycota, Eurotiomycetes, Eurotiales, Aspergillaceae.
CGUUAAUGAAGAGUUUUUCGCCUUCUCCGUCCGGUUAGCUGAUUCCUAAUCACGAGCUAGUAGGAAAUUUGACGGACAACGGACAUUGAUACUAUUUGGGAACCAAGUCAGAUCCGGCCGAAAUCCCAAUAUCUUCUCCUAUUUUCUUUUGCGAAAACUCCGUUGAGAAUAAAGUACUAGUAUAUGAGCUGAACCACGUCCCUUGCUUGACCGUCCUCGCUUUGUGGAAUUUUGUUUAACCAGGUGCCCUGGGCAAUAUCCUCUCUUUCUCUCACGAGUCGUGCUCGUGUUUGAUUCAUUCCGUUUUCUUCCUUCUCGACUUCAUUUAUAUCCAACGAUGCGGUGGUCUCACCUGGCCAAGGGCCUACUGAUGGCCCUGGCCUGGAGUAGCAAUGCAGUCACAGCCCACCCGACCAAUUCCACAUCGCACUCCUUGGAAAAGCGUCUUUCUCAGAUGAAUAUUGAGUGUGAUUAUUAUCCUGGGCACUUCGUCUGGGACCACUUGCAAGAAGUGUCGGAAAUACUGGACGUGGUAAUUCAAAGGACUCAAGACCUUUACAACUUUCUCGAGGGCCAGCCGACAAUGAAGUUCUUGGAAGAUGAUGCAAAUGAGGUCUUGCGAUCAACUUUCAAUACGUUUAAGUCUAUCUACGGCGAGUUCUUCUGGGGCCCGGAGGAUAGCAAAAGCAAGGACGGCAAAGGCCGCGUCGAGAAGGUCCUUGAGAAUUAUAGCACCAUGCGAACCCGGGCCUCCACCAGUGGCUACAUCUCCAACGUCGAGAUCCGGUGCAACGACAACUGGCUCAGCAAGGUUGACAAGAAUGGUCAAUCUUUCCCUGAACCUCACUGGUACUUUGACAACAGGCACCCUGACCAGGCGGCGCAAUGGCCUGACAAAGGCUGGAUUGACUUUACGGAGGCUAAUGGGCAAUGUCGUGAUGCCGGUCACACCCAUUAUGCCUGGGUCAAUGAUAAAAUUCAUGGAACCGCUCAGAGUAUCCUGACGCUCUGCCAGGACUUUAUGGACUAUUGGCUUGACCAGUGGAACGCCGACAUCAAGCUGCCCCUCCUUCGCAAACAGGAAUAUUCAUCUCAGGAGAAGAAGCUCGAUGAUUUCCCCGGGCACUUUCUCAGUGCGGCCCUACUGCAUGAGUUGACCCAUGUUUCUCAGAUCUUCGGCAGCCCGCCAACAGUUGACCAGCCAUGUCGUCUCAAGGAUGGGAAAAUUGUGGGCGGAUAUGGAUGGUUCUGCAUUACCCAGAUUGCAUCGUCGUCCCCGGAAAAGGCUAUGCUUAAUGCAGAUUCAUAUAUGUUCUAUGCACUGGCCAUGUACUUUAACCUGAACGACUGGUCCACUGGAUAUUCCGAACCACUUACAGAAUUGUAA